Molecule: messenger RNA, 463 nt
Organism: Diuraphis noxia (Russian wheat aphid)
Lineage: Eukaryota; Metazoa; Arthropoda; Insecta; Hemiptera; Aphididae
Product: 10 kDa heat shock protein, mitochondrial-like
Cellular component (GO): mitochondrion; mitochondrial matrix
Molecular function (GO): metal ion binding; protein-folding chaperone binding; protein folding chaperone
Source: RefSeq, a predicted model, not a curated record
UGAGUAAUAUGGUUUUAGUUUAACCUAUUCCAUUAAAAUUAAAGUUCUCUGUUCUCUCAUUGCUCUCCGUUCUAAAUACCCCGUAUCCGACAAUUAUUGUCAUAUUUUUUCUUACUUCACUAUUGAAACUAUCAGAGCCACUAUCCAAUCAAAAUGGCUUCAAUUGCAACCAAGUUCCGUCCACUCUUUGAUCGAGUUUUGGUCAAACGUUUGGACGCUGUUAAGCAAAGUAAAGGAGGUAUAAUGUUACCUGAAAGUGCUGCGAAAAAAAUYCGUGAGGCAACUGUCAUAGCUGUAGGUCCAGGAGCUAGAACUCRGGAUGGAAAAACAGUACCAAUUGAUGUUAAUGUUGGUGACCGAGUAUUGUUACCAGAAUAUGGUGGUACUGCAAUUCAAUUAGAUGAUGACGACUCAUACACAAUUUUCAAAGAAUCAGAAUUAUUAGCUAAAGUAGAGUAAUUAU